GAUAAAUAAUGUUUACAGCUAAUUAAUGUUUUGCGUGUAUGUGUGUGCAUGCAAGUUUCAAUGUUGAUAUUCCUGUUAUUCCGGCAUCAUUUUUCAAGCAGGUCACGAGUGGAUUUAAAACCUGUUUUUUUUUUUUCUUUUCUCCAUGAGAUUAACACGUGAGAUGGGGGGAAAAAACAAAAAGUAACAAGUUAGGCUUAGGUUUAGAUCAUGGAAAUCCACAAAGUAUCAUUGUUCUGCAGUUAGUAAUGUACACAUGCAUCUAACUUAUAACUUAUAUGUUUUUUAAAUCAUGAGUCUUGUGUAAGCAUGACACAUGAAAAUCUGCAUAUAUUCCUUCUACAUACAGCAUGUGAUAUUUCCUUGCGAGUUUAUAUUUUAUUUAUGUCAUACCAUAUUUGAUUACAUUUUGAUCUAAAAACCCUUGAUUAGCAAGGAAAGGUCACAAUAUUGUAAUAAUACACAGCGACAUAUAGUAACCUUCAACACACUGAGUACAGUUGCGAUAGAAAAGCAGGAAGUUGGAGAGUGUUUACAGUGUGCUCAUGUUAGAGCGGCACUAUAUAUAAGGGAGUAGGCAGCAUAAAUCACACAAGUGAAAGCCCUGAAGUGAAAAGAUAUGCAGCUCUGGGUGUGUUGUGCUCUGUUGGUGUUUUUGGCAGAAGGUUGCUUGGCACAGAGGCCUCAUCCAUGCAGAAGUCCACCUCUCCUGGAAGGACACCUCAGUGUUACAACUCAAAAUGGCGGGUACUUUGCAUAUGGGAAGUAUGCCUAUGACGCUAUUCUCCAGCGCAUCCGCUUCGGAGAGCUUGUUCAUCAUGAGAAUCAAACACUUGUUAAAAAUGUUUUGCUUCUCUAUCGAGAGCAUGUGAUGUACCUGAUCGACUAUAAAAACAAGACAUGCGAAAAGCGCCAACUGACAUCCCAGUUCCACCCGAUGAAAAUCCCCCGCAACGCUACUCUCCUUGGGCAGGUAGUGCUAGGGAGUCUCUCAGCACCUGGAGAAGGUCUGCUUGUCAACUCAUGGACUGGAGAGGCAGCAGAGGACCAAGGCAAUUAUAUUCUGACAUUCACUGAGUUUGGCUGCCUUCCUGUCACUGUCCUUUUCAACAGGCCAAAGACUGGCUGGGUUGUAACCAACUUUUUUAACAACAUUCGUGGGAUUAAGGAUCCCGCUGUGUUUAUCCCUCCGGGGUUCUGCAAGAAUGCUACAGUGGAAACAGGAGAGGAAGGAGAUUUCUUCAGUGCUUUCUUCUGAGUCUAAUGCUUCUUAUGACUUAAACACACAGCUUUCAGAAAAAAAAAAAAACACUCACAUACACAUCCUUAUAGUAAUGACAUUAUGCCUUUCCAAUCAUAAAGAUGUAUUCAACACACAAAUAGAAAACAUAUGUGGCUCAGAUUGUCUUCUGCCUAACAGAUAACAUCAGAAUAACUGGUGUAACCUAAACAGAUUAAUAGUGCUGGUGACCCUUCAUCUGUCCUAGAUAAUAUGGUAGCCAACGAUACACUAAUGUCACAUCAGUAAAACUGAACAACUAGCAUGAUUCCAUGAUUAAAUUCCCAAUUUAACACCUGAUCCUUUGUAUACAAAUCUAGAGUAUUACUUGAUUGCUUUUCAAUUCCUUCAGCACUUCCUUCCGAGCCAAUAUGGUUCAUACUUUGACUCAUCUGUAACAAAUGUAUUGUACUCUGAGCUCUGGUGUGAAUCAUAUAUGAAUACUACUGGUGACGAUGUUAACAAUAUACACACGUGGGAUAUGCAUCUAUCAAUAAAGAAAUACAUGAAUUCA
Silurus meridionalis is the source of this 1793-nucleotide messenger RNA. RefSeq names its product ependymin-like 1 (gene epdl1). The coding region runs from base 620 to 1258 and encodes 212 amino acids. The record is from RefSeq and is a predicted model, not a curated record. Gene Ontology annotation, molecular function: calcium ion binding. Lineage: Eukaryota; Metazoa; Chordata; Actinopteri; Siluriformes; Siluridae. Gene Ontology annotation, biological process: cell-matrix adhesion. The transcript has 6 exons. Gene Ontology annotation, cellular component: lysosome; extracellular region.